GCCCCGUGGCCGGCUGCGCCUCCCUCGGCUCCUGCCGGGGGCCUCGGGGAGCUGGGUGGAAGAUGUCUAUGGAUGUGACGUUUCUGGGGACAGGCGCAGCAUACCCAUCCCCAACUCGGGGUGCCUCUGCUCUGGUCCUUCGGUGUGAGGGCGAGUGCUGGCUCUUUGACUGUGGGGAAGGAACCCAGACACAGCUUAUGAAAAGUCAACUUAAAGCAGGGAGAAUUACCAAGAUCUUCAUCACGCAUCUUCAUGGAGACCAUUUCUUUGGCCUUCCUGGCCUUCUCUGCACAAUCAGCCUGCAGAGUGGCUCCACCGUCACCAAACAGCCUAUCGAAAUCUACGGCCCUGUAGGGCUGCGGGACUUCAUCUGGCGAACCAUGGAACUCUCUCACACAGAGUUGGUCUUCCCUUACGUGGUCCAUGAGCUGGUACCUACAGCAGAUCAGUGUCCUACAGAAGAACUGAAAGAAUUUGUACAUGUGAAUAGAGCAGACAGCCCUCCCAAAGACGGACAAGGAAGAACUAUCCUAUUAGACUCAGAAGAAAACUCAUACCUUCUGGUUGAUGAUGAACAGUUUGUUGUGAAAGCAUUUCGCCUCUUUCACCGAAUACCCUCCUUUGGGUUUUCAGUCAUGGAGAAGAAACGCCCAGGUAAACUCAAUGCCCAGAAACUGAAAGACCUCGGUGUUCCGCCAGGUCCUGCCUAUGGGAAGCUGAAAAAUGGAAUUUCUGUUGUUCUGGAAAAUGGAGUUACAAUUUCUCCCCAAGAUGUCUUAAAAAAGCCUAUUGUUGGAAGAAAAAUCUGCAUUUUGGGUGACUGUUCUGGAGUUGUGGGUGAUGGAGGAGUGAAACUGUGCUUUGAAGCAGACCUGUUGAUCCAUGAAGCGACCCUGGAUGACGCCCAGAUGGACAAAGCAAAGGAGCACGGCCACAGCACACCACAGAUGGCAGCGGCGUUUGCAAAGUUGUGCCAAGCAAAGAGGCUGGUUCUGACUCACUUCAGUCAGAGGUACAAACCAGUUGCCUUGGCCAGAGAAGGAGAAACAGAUGGGAUUGUAGAACUGAAAAAGCAAGCUGAAUCGGUGUUAGAUCUCCAAGAAGUGACUCUCGCGGAAGAUUUUAUGGUGAUUGGCAUUCCGAUCAAGAAAUGAAGCCAGUUUUCCUGAAUGCAUACUGACAUGUCUGUGAAUACGUUACUGAACCAACAGUCCAGUUUCUUAUUGUUGUUGUUGUUGUCGUUUUGGUCUAAAAUUAUUUGGGUCCUAAUAAUCCUUAAAAGGAUGGAGCUGCGUUGGUGAACUGACUCAGCAGGGAGAGGGAACAAGCUUUUUGAUAAUAAAUCAUUUUAAAAAGAAAAAAACCAGCAUCCUUUUUAAAGUCUAUAUUUGACAAAAUGAUAGACUACUCAGCUAUACUUAUUGUUUUGUGGCUGCUGCCUCAAAUAUGAGCCAACACCCCAUUCAAUCCUGGGCUUAGCUUCUGCCCAGCUUUAUUGCUGUUGUUGGCAAAGUACACAGGGCUUGGCCCUCUUGGCUAAAAAUGGUAUUUUGGCAGUUUGUGUUGAAUCUGUUCAUGUUAUUAACAGAAUAAGGAGAAAUGUAAUGAGACAUUGGACAUGCAGGAUUGAAGCUGGCAUGUUAAAUCUUGAAUUCUUUGCUGGAAUACUGAGUACAAGGUUGGGCUAGGUGUUUAUCCUUCAAUUAAUAUUUUAUUGAACUUUCUGGUUUGCUCUAAGCCUGUGGUUCUUAGCUGGGGUGAUACUGCUCCCCUAGAUGGAGUUUUGAAAUUAUGGGGAUGUUUUCUUGUCACAGUGACAUGGGGGUGAGGGAAGUACUACUGGUAUUUAGUCAGCAGGGGCCAAGGAUGCUGGAUCCUACAAAGUUUGGGUCAGUCUUAUAUAAUGAAGAAUUAUCUCACCCCAAAAUGAAAAUUGCAGGCCUACUGAGAUACACAGCAAGUUAAAACUUAUACUCCCACUGUGAAUAUACUUUACCAAAAUCAGUGACAUACUGAAUUGAACUACUACGUAAGCCAAAUUCAACAAAUCCUAAAGACCUUGCUAAGUGAAUAUGUUGGAAUUGGAAUGUCAUAUCAAAUAUUAUUUUCCCAAAAUGAGCCAUGAGCUGGAGCUUAUGAAUACGGAGGUAAAGAAAUGAUAUCUAUUAAACUAAGGUUUAAUUUA
Messenger RNA from Equus quagga, 2185 nucleotides. RefSeq names its product elaC ribonuclease Z 1 (gene ELAC1). NCBI's taxonomy places the organism in Eukaryota, Metazoa, Chordata, Mammalia, Perissodactyla, Equidae. The transcript has 4 exons. Gene Ontology annotation, cellular component: nucleus. The coding region runs from base 63 to 1154 and encodes 363 amino acids. The record is from RefSeq and is a predicted model, not a curated record. Gene Ontology annotation, molecular function: 3'-tRNA processing endoribonuclease activity.